This is a messenger RNA of Amoebophrya sp. A25, 2355 nucleotides long. The record is from the annotation of a GenBank genome assembly. NCBI's taxonomy places the organism in Eukaryota, Dinophyceae, Syndiniales, Amoebophryaceae.
CUAACGUCCAAAUUCUACGUAGCACUAGCAUGCUAAAUUUUACAUUGGUUUUCCUGAGUUGUAACAACAACAAGACGAAGACGCAUUAUUCUCUUCAAAGGAAGAAAUACCUCGCUGUGCUGGUGAUGAUAUUUCGGACUUUGUCAGAGGUCGUUGUCCUCUUUCGUUAGUACUACUUCACUUCUUAGGAAUUGAAGUCUGGCAUUGAAAGUCCCGUCGACAGUUUCGGAGUACUGAUCUGGGCAUCCUACCAUACCAGUACUACGCCGUCCUAAAUAAUCGGUAUUAACAGUCCGCGCCUUCGAGGAGCGUCGUCCUCGUCGUCUAAUCUAGACUGUCUAACAAGAAAAGCAAUUUAACCGGAUGAGACUUGCAAGAAGUGCUCCGUUCGAUCGAAUUCGUUUUUCGAACCAGGAGUAGAUCAGAGGGAAAGUUGUUCCUUGAGAGUAAGGUCGUCCUUAGGUCAAUGAGCAGUCGCCCGUGUCUUGUUUCUGGUUUAUGAUACCUUAUGUGCACCUUGUUUCCUUGAUUGUUGGCGGUCUUCCUCAACAAUUAUGAUUCCUCAGCAGAAAAUUUUGUAGUGAGUAAAAGCAUGAUGAUUUUUGAACAACUAAAAGAGAGUGGAGAAGGUACCUGACGCUGACACACACAUGACUGUUGGGACUGCAGAAUAGCCGUGCUGCGAGCGUGAGCGCGUGAAAUAUGCUCGCGUCACGUAGUUUUGGACAGCUUCCUCUGCAGCACAACGAGAGGACACAGUAUGUGGGGCAGCACACAUUGUACUUACAAACAAAUGUUCCCUUCUAUGAGUUUGCUACAUCCAUAGUACUGCAACAAGUUAGUACUUCGGCUUGAAGAUGUUUAAGUUUACCUCAGUGAGUUGUAAUUUUCUUUAGUACUGUCUUCCUAAAGAUUUUCGUUAAAAAUUAAUAUCAUCGAUCCCAGGUACCGAUCACAGCUGAAGGCGGUUAGCGGUCCACGAUAUCACGGCAAGCCUGUGCACAAAAGAUGGAAUAGCUGUCACAGUGUGAGAUGUACGGAGGCCAACUGGUGCAAUAGAAACAGAGACGCGAAAAAUGGUACCUCUCGGUUACAAAGUAUGACUACAACUAUAAUAAGGAAAAGUAUGUACAGGUAAUAAACUGUUAGUAUCCACCACUUUGAAAAAAAGAAAUUACUUAGACCCUUGCAGCCGACGUAGUUAAACAUUCAUCUAUCGUCGAGUAGAGCUUCUACUAGAUCUUUUCGGUCAGUACAGCAAUAAUUCUAGAAAUUCAUAACAAGAUGAUAUGACACAAAACAGGGUCUUUCGAUACCCAUCGUCCGCUGAAGACCGCUAUCUAUGAUCCUGUGUGGCAUCCAGAAUGGAAGCCUACGCAGUUGGGGAACAAGCUUGUGACAUCAGGAACAGAUGAAUUCCGGCAGUAUGCCCAAGCCAGCGCUUGGGAUCUGCACCGGCCGUUGAAUUGGGGCGCCCCAGAGUGGGGCCGCAAGGGCAAGAAUAAUGUGUACCCCCGUGCGAAAUACGUUACCGCAACUGGCAUGAGCGCAAGCUUCGAACAGUAGGUGGACAUCUGUCAUGGUGAUUUUAUUUGGAGGAUGCGGAACAAAGUUUGUGUUGUAUCGGCGAACUCGUUGUACUAGAAAAGUGGUAUGAAGAUGAAAAUCGAAGUUAAAAUGACGUCGAUCACGAUCCCCAUGAUUCGUUACAUUCCUGCAAAAUUUAUGUGCCAGUGCUGCGCAAUACCAAUAUUGACCCCCCAUUCUUUCGACAUGAUGUAGUGCCAGCGUCCGAGACGCACUGCAAGAACUGCAGGAUGAAGAUCGACCCCUUAUUGCCAAUUCGCGUAACAAAAAACAAGGCUGCACUAGCUGCUACUAGAUGAAUAUGCUUCAAGUACGAAAGAAAAUACGACUAGACUGCAAUUCCUUCAUUAGAUCAACUACCGCUGAACUUAGAUUUGAUUUGAUUUACUCGUUGACACAAAGAACCGAAAAGAUCCAUGAAAACAAGCAUGGGUGGAAUGUCAAGGUGCUUUGAGAUGCUACGAAGGAAAUGCACAACACGAGGUGAAGCAAAAUGUAAAAAGUAACAAUUAUACGAAAAAAGAUGGCACCAUUGGCAACGCAGUCGGCAUCCACGACGGAGAGGUGGAGAUCAUUGAUCAUACGGUUAUACCUUUACCAUUCCGUAUGCGUAUGAAGAACAACCUCGUAGGUUCUCCAUCGUCGGCGUGAUCUCAUCUAGUAUGUACUAGGAAGAAAAGGCGUUGUCUGUCUCGCAACCGUUGCUGCUGAAGCACCUGCACUCACUCACUCUGUCGAGAUGAGAUGGAUGCUAACAUCCACCUGAAU